Bursaphelenchus xylophilus (pine wood nematode) is the source of this 1386-nucleotide messenger RNA. The record is from the annotation of a GenBank genome assembly. NCBI's taxonomy places the organism in Eukaryota, Metazoa, Nematoda, Chromadorea, Rhabditida, Aphelenchoididae.
AUGUCGCUGCUUACGAGGCAUCCCGCCAGCUCCACAACCGUUUGUCUAUGUAUUUUCCUUUGUAUCAUCGUGUUCGUCGACUGUUUUGAGGAAGCGUCGGCACGAGUUUACGUCGUCAAAUCGCAGAAGAAGCCCGUCUCCAAAAAGUGCAGAGUAAGUUUUUGGCCUUCUCGCGGAUUCCGCCUCCGCGAAACCCGAAACUCGCCAAGACCCUUAGGGUCUUUUCGCUAAACCUUUUUUCAUAUUCCGCAGCUACAGCUCCUUGGCCGGCCUGAACUAUGGCUGAAAUAUCGCUGUUUUGCAAUGUAGAUGGGAGCAGGGAGUUUGAGUCAGCCACAGCGGGAUUCACAUUUCGGGUAUAAUAUUCGAUUGGCCCAUGGCCGGAAUAAUUCAUCGACCAAACAUGGUCGAGGAAUCGGGAAGAGGGCAGAGUGUUUGUAGGAUAUCGGAAUUCCUGAUGUUGGACGUAAGAGUUGUUUUUUCGUAGUAGGAAAAAAGUUGGGAGUAGUUCCGACAAAAGCAAGAAUCGCGGGGGAAAGAGUAUUUUUGGAAAUUUGAGAGUUUACCGUAGGCAAAAUAUUAAUGUUUCACUGAGGGGGUUUUCUACCUGUGACUGCGCUAUUUUUUGCUGAUUCUUGGUGUAAAUUUGGUUCUAAGGAUUUCUAAAGUAUGCUUGGAAGUUUUCUGAUGUUCUGGAAAAAAAUUGAUGAGGUUUUUAGCCCAAUAAUUGGAUAAAAAGUAAAACUUUUUUGGAUUUUUGCCCAUGAAAAAGCAUAAGCGGUAGCAGAGGAUCCAUUCGGGAAAACCAUUUUUUCACCACGUACUCUGCAAUGACAUAGUUGGAAAAAUUUAACAAAUUUUUUGUCUCGCCACUCUCCUCAGUUUGCUGUCUCUCUGCUAGAAAAAUAAUUGCUUAAUUUUUCCGUUGGGGGUAAAAAGGGAAGGCUUAAAUUUUCAAUGAUUAACAUAUGCCCUACUUACAGUAAAUUUACAAAAUUUCUGUCGGGAAAACAGUGAGGGCCGUCUCGUGUCAAUCGUGUCGCUGAAAAGUAAUUAGAUUUUUUUGCUAUGCGAUUUUCGAGUCUUCAGAAUGCUCAUUAUUUUCCCGACAAGAUUGAUAGAAGAUUUUUCCAAUUUUUUCAAAAAAAGUUACAAAUCAAUUUCCCUAACCUUCUCCAUUUCCAGGUCCAUGUAAAUACCCAUCUACACGUGGUGAUGGACCGAAUCUGCAUGCUGUGCCAUGAAAUGUUCUCGCACGAGAACCCCAACUUCCGAGCGGACUGCAGCUCCAACUGCUUCAAAUCGGAGCACUUCCGGAAAUGCUUGAAUGUGUUCGGUCCGAUGGAGGCGCCCAAGAUCAUCAACGAGAUGGACAAAUACGAGUGA